AUGCCGCGCGCGCCCCGGUGCCGGGCGGUGCGCGCCCUGCUGCGCGGCCGCUACCGCGAGGUGCUGCCUCUGGCCGCCUUCCUGCGGCGCCUGGGGCCCCCGGGCCGGCGGCUCGUGCGGCGCGGGGACCCGGCGGCCUUCCGCGCGCUGGUGGCCCAGUGCCUGGUGUGCGUGCCCUGGGGCGCGCAGCCGGCCCCCGUCGGCGCGUCCUUCCGCCAGGUGUCCCGCCUGAAGGAGCUGGUGGCCCGGGUGGUGCAGAGGCUCUGCGAGCGCGGCUCCAGGAACGUGCUGGCCUUUGGCUUCGCCCUGCUGGACGGGGCCCGCGGCGGGCCGCCGGUGGCCUUCACCACCAGCGUGCGCAGCUACCUGCCCAACACGGUAACCGAGACCCUGCGCGGCAGCGGCGCGUGGGGGCUGCUGCUGCGCCGCGUGGGCGACGACGUGCUCGUCCACCUGCUGACGCGCUGCGCGCUCUACCUUCUGGUGGCCCCGAGCUGCGCCUACCAGGUGUGCGGGCCGCCGCUCUACGACCUCUGCGCACCUGCCGCCGCUCGGGCCCUCGCCACCCCCGGCCGCAGGCCCUGCACCCGCAUGGACCUCGGAGCCACGCGCCAGGCCCGGAGCGCGCGCGCAAGGCGGCGGCGGGGCAGCCGCGGGGGCGCCUCGCCUCUGGCCAAGAGGCCCAGGCACCACGUGAGCCCAGAGCCCGAGCAGGGGCCGGACAGGCCGUCGUCCCGCGCCCACCCCGGCAGGGCCCACGGGCCGCGUGGCGGCGAAUCUCGCCCAGUGACGUCCGCCAGGGCCCCUGCCGAAGCCAGCCCCCGGGAGGGAGGGCCUCCUGGGACUCGGCUCACCCCCGCAGCAGCCGCGCAGCUGUCUCCGGGGCCCCAGGGCGCACGCCUUCAGCACCUCGCCCACCCUGAGACCAAGCACUUCCUCUACUCCUCAGGAGGCAAGGAGCGGCUGCGCCCUUCCUUCCUGCUCAGCGCCCUGCAGCCUAGCCUGGCAGGGGCCCGGGCGCUCCUGGAGACCAUCUUUCUGGGCUCCAAGUCCCCGCGGCCAGGGGCUGCCCGCAGGCCCCGCCGCCUCCCCGCCCGCUACUGGCGGAUGAGGCCCCUGUUCCGGGAGCUGCUUGCCAACCACGCACGGUGUCCCUACGGAGCGCUCCUCGGGGCGCACUGCCCGCCUCGCGCCCCGGCCCCCGCGGAGGGGUCGAGCCAGCGGGGCGGCGGGGGAGCGGGCGUCCGUGGCCUGGAGAGGCGCGCGGCAGCGCCCGGGCACCUGCUGCAGCUCCUGCGGCAGCACAGCAGCCCCUGGCAGGUGUACGCCUUCCUGCGCGCCUGCCUGUGCAGGCUCGUGCCCGCCGGGCUCUGGGGCUCCAGGCACAACCAGCGGCGCUUCUUGAGGAACGUGAAGAAGUUCCUCUCCCUGGGGAAACACGCCAAGCUCUCGCCGCGGGAGCUGACGUGGAAGAUGCGGGUGCAGGACUGCGCGUGGCUGCGCGGGAGCCCAGGGGCUCGCUGCGUCCCGGCCGCUGAGCACCGUCGCCGAGAGGAGGUCCUGGCCAAGCUGCUGUGCUGGCUGCUGGGCACCUACGUGGUGGAGCUGCUCAAGUCAUUUUUUUAUGUCACGGAAACUACAUUUCAGAAGAACCGGCUCUUUUUCUACCGGAAGAGUGUCUGGAGCCAGUUGCAGAGCAUAGGAAUCAGACGACACUUCGACAGUGUGCAUCUUCGGGAGCUGUCAGAACCAGAGGUCAGGGGGUAUCAGGAAGCCAGACCCCCUCUGCUGACAUCCAAACUCCGCUUCCUCCCCAAGCCCAGUGGGCUUCGGCCAAUCGUGAACAUGGACUAUGUUGUGGGAGCCAGAACAUUCCGCAGAGACAAGAAGGUGCAGCAGCUCACCUCGCAGGUGAAGACGCUGUUCAGCGUGCUGAACUACGAGCGGGCCCGGCGGCCCAGCCUCCUGGGGGCCUCCGUGCUGGGCAUGGACGACAUCCACAGGGCCUGGCGCACCUUUGUGCUGCGCGUACGGGCCCAGGACCCAGCGCCCCAGCUGUACUUUGUCAAGGUGGACGUGACAGGGGCCUACGAUGCCCUCCCGCAGGACAAGCUGGUAGAGGUGAUUGCCAACGUGAUCAAGCCUCAAGAAAACACCUACUGCGUGCGUCGGUAUGCCGUGGUCCAGAGAACUGCCCAGGGACACGUCCGCAAGUCCUUCAAACGACACGUGUCCACCUUUGCAGACCUCCAGCCAUACAUGAGACAGUUCGUGGAGCAUCUGCAGGAAACGAGCCCCCUGAGGGACGCCGUGGUCAUUGAGCAGAGCUCCUCUCUGAACGAGGCCGGCAGCAGCCUUUUCCACCUCUUCCUGCGCCUGGUGCACAACCACGUCAUAAGGAUUGGGGGCAAGUCCUACGUGCAGUGUCAGGGGAUCCCGCAGGGCUCCGUCCUGUCCACGCUGCUCUGCAGCCUGUGCUACGGGGACAUGGAGAGCAGGCUGUUUUCCGGGAUCCACCAGGAUGGGCUGCUCCUGCGUCUGGUGGACGACUUCCUGCUGGUCACCCCUCACCUGGCGCAAGCCAGAGCCUUCCUCAGGACCCUGGUCAGAGGUGUUCCUGAGUAUGGCUGCACAGCCAACUUGCAGAAGACAGCAGUGAACUUCCCCGUGGACGACAGCGCCCCAGGCAGCGCGGCCCCCCUCCAGCUGCCCGCCCACUGCCUGUUCCCCUGGUGCGGUUUGCUGCUGGACACUCGGACCCUGGAGGUGUUCUGUGACUACUCCAGUUACGCCCAGACCUCCAUCCGCUCGAGCCUCACCUUCAGCCAGGGCGCCAGGCCUGGGAGGAGCAUGCGUCGCAAGCUAUUCGCAGUCUUGCGGCUCAAGUGCUGCGCUGUGUUCCUGGAUCUGCAGGUAAACAGCAUCCACACGGUUUAUACAAACAUUUACAAGAUAUUCUUGCUGCAGGCCUACAGGUUCCACGCGUGUGUGCUCCAGCUUCCGUUCAACCAGCCAGUGAGGAAGAACCCCUCCUUUUUCCUCCGUGUCAUCUCGGACACCGCGUUGCGCUGCUACUCCCUCCUGAAAGCCAAGAACUCAGGGAUGUCCCUGGGGGCCAAGGGCGCCUCUGGCCCGUUUCCUUCUGAGGCCGCGAGGUGGCUCUGCCUGCACGCCUUCCUGCUCAAGCUGGCUCGUCACAGCGGCACCUACAGGUGUCUUCUGGGGCCACUCCGGGCAGCCAAAGCACAGCUGUGCGGGCAGCUCCCACAGGCCACCCUGGCCGCACUGGAGGCAGCAGCCACCCCCGGCCUGCCUGAAGACUUCAGGACCAUCUUGGACUGAUGGCUGGUCUCACAGCCCAGGGCAGGCCCCACGUGGCUCCACAUCACGGAAUGACCAUGCACUGCUGGCCUGGCCGGCGCCCAUGUCCUCCAGGGAGAGCGCCCACCCACCACCAGCUAGUGAUUGGGGUCACUGACCACCAGAAGGGGGCAGGCAGGAGAGCCUGGCUGAGGUGUCAGGCCAGCUGCAUAGAGCAUGUCCCGACCUUUGUCACGCCCCCACCCCACCCCCUGCUCGGAGAAGCCCCCAUCUGGAGUGGGGGUGCAAGGAGGCAUGUGGGGUGCUCGGCUGGACAUGGGCUCCUUUCUGCUGACCUGCCCUGGGGCCUGCACUGCCCACACCUACCCUGAGGAGCCCUCCCUCAGCUUUGUCCAGAGUCCAUGCCUUAUCGGGCUUUCCUCAGAAGCCAAGGGCCCAGUCAGCUGUUUGAGACCCAUCCCCACCCCUACCUGUGACCUCGCCCUGUCCCUCUCACCUCACACUGGCCUCCUGGAGCCUGAGUGUCUGCCACGUCCUAUCCAUGGCCACCCCCACUUCCGGACUCUUCCCUGCUGGCCCUUGCUCAGCACACGGUGGCCCCAGGUUAUCCUGGGAGCACUCUUCCGCGUGGCUUCCUACCUCUGCACCUGCGACCACUCCUGUGACCACUCCUGUGACUUCUGGGGGCCACAGAAAGAACGCCCUGAGCCUUUGUUCUUGUAGGUUUAAUGUUCCUAUGUUUGCAUUAAAGCACGUGCUGUGUUGCCGGGAGCCGCACCGGCCUCUUUGGAUGGCAGUCACAGCAAGGAAGUGGCAAUGUUUGCAGCUCCUCCC
Messenger RNA from Hyaena hyaena (striped hyena), 4155 nucleotides. It is a transcript of the gene TERT, whose product is annotated as telomerase reverse transcriptase. NCBI's taxonomy places the organism in Eukaryota, Metazoa, Chordata, Mammalia, Carnivora, Hyaenidae. The record is from RefSeq and is a predicted model, not a curated record. Gene Ontology annotation, biological process: telomere maintenance via telomerase. The transcript is spliced from 16 exons. Gene Ontology annotation, molecular function: telomerase RNA binding; telomeric repeat DNA binding. The coding region runs from base 1 to 3342 and encodes 1113 amino acids. Gene Ontology annotation, cellular component: telomerase catalytic core complex.